Molecule: messenger RNA, 1431 nt
Organism: Archocentrus centrarchus (flier cichlid)
Lineage: Eukaryota; Metazoa; Chordata; Actinopteri; Cichliformes; Cichlidae
Gene: gipr
Product: gastric inhibitory polypeptide receptor
Exons: 14
Biological process (GO): cell surface receptor signaling pathway; adenylate cyclase-modulating G protein-coupled receptor signaling pathway
Cellular component (GO): plasma membrane
Molecular function (GO): peptide hormone binding; G protein-coupled peptide receptor activity; gastric inhibitory peptide receptor activity
Source: RefSeq, a predicted model, not a curated record
AUGUUGAAGAAGAUGAGUGUGUCAGGGAGGACUGCUCAGGAAAUGAUGAAGAAAUGGAGCCACUACAAAAAAGAAUGUCUGCUCAGGAUGCAUGCAGAGCCCAGUCCCAAAGAAUUGGUGUGCAAUCGUAUGUUUGACGGUUAUGCUUGUUGGCCAGAUGGACGACCCAACUCAACUGUCAAGGUGCCCUGCCCCUGGUACCUAGCUUGGUACAACCAAGUGCUCGGUGGCUUUGUACUGCGUGAAUGUGGCCCUGAUGGCAAAUGGGCCACCAGAAACUCAAGUCACACCUGGAGGAACCAUUAUCAGUGUGAUGCUGAUCACAGCCAACAGGAAGCUCAGAAGCAGAUGAUGAUUUUAGCCUGCUUCAGAGUCAUGUACACAGUGUGUUACUGUCUUAGUCUGGUCAGCCUCUGUGUGGCUCUGAUUAUUCUCCUCUUCUUCAGUAAGCUCCGCUGUACCAGAAACUACAUCCACAGCAACUUGUUUGCAUCGUUCAUCCUGCGAGCUCUGUCCAUCCUGACUAGAGAUGCUCUGCUGAGUAAAACCCACCCGGAGUUCAGACACAGCAGAGAUGUCUCUGAAGUGCUCAGUGAACAGGGAUUGUCCAGCUGCCGUGUGGCCCAGGUACUAAUGCAGUACUGUGUGGGAGCCAACUACUACUGGCUUCUGGUGGAAGGCCUGUAUCUGCACAACUUGCUUGCACUCGUGGCGUUCUCUGAAAACCGCUUUUUCUGUGGAUAUCUACUCAUUGGGUGGGGCACCCCAGUGUUAUUUGUUAUCCCCUGGACUGUUGUACGUUGCCUGCAUGAAAACACAAGGUGUUGGGAGAUAAAUGAAAACAUGGCUUACUGGUAUAUAAUCCGCACCCCCAUCCUCAUGGCCGUAAUGGUGAACUUCUUCAUCUUUAUUCGCAUCAUUCUGAUCCUCAUAUCCAAACUGAAAGCCCAUCAGAUGAGAUACACUGACUAUAAAUUUAGACUCACCAAAUCCACGUUGACCCUGAUCCCUCUGCUGGGGAUCCACGAACUGGUGUUUGCUGUGUCGACAAACGUGCAAACCGAGGGAGUCUUCCGCAAUGUCAACCUCUUCUUCCAGCUCUUCUUUAACUCUUCUCAGGGUUUCCUGGUAGCCGUCCUGUACUGCUUUGUCAACAAGGAGGUGCAAACAGAAAUAAAGAAAACAUGGCAGAGGUGGAAGCUGGGACUGACUGACUUAGAUGAACUGAGGAACACUGGCAGCAACACCCCACAGGCUCCUGUCAGCAUGCCUCCAUCUUCCCAGUGUCACCAUCUGUCUCUUUACCAGCCACCCGCCCGCUGCCCAGAGGUCAACGACCUUUCUUCCAUCCCCCACACCCCUCCUCCUCCUCCUCCUCUUCCUCAGGUUCCCAUUCCUCACUCCUACACCCAGCAGCAGGACAAGAUGGGA